UUUCUGUCUUGCAGUCACUUUACACUCUAGUCCGGAACGAUUUGUUAAAUAACUUACUAAAUUUAUUAAUAUAUUAGGUUUAUUCACUUGAGCAAUGAUGGUUUGUGUGAAGAUGAGGAUAAAAUAUGAGAAAAGCAGAGUAAUAAUGUCGUUUUUAUGAAUUUUUGGUAUUUAACACGAGACAUCUGAUUGAUUGUCAUGAAGGGCGAUUUGUAUUGCAAUUUUAAAAGACGUUGAUAUUUUAUAAAUUCUGUGAAACUUACAUGAAAAUGAUGGAAGAUUAUGUCAGGAAGCUUGACGUGAAAGGUAUCCAAAAAGCCUUACAGAAUGGCACAAGAGUAGACGCAGACCUCAAUGGAAAGGGGUUGACGGCACUUCACUUGGCAGGUGCCUUGACGGAUGAGGCUGAUUGCAUUACCAUAGCUGAGGUUUUGCUGUCAAACGGGGCAAACCCAAACAUCCAGAACAAUUAUGGCCAAUCCAGCUUACAUGUGGCUGCCUCUCAUGGAUACUGCCGCCUGUUGGAGCUCCUCUUGGUCAAUGGCGGUGACCCUUUGCUUGGGGACAUCACUGGACGCUCCCCCGUUGACUAUGCCCAUGAGAAACAGCAGACAGAGGUCGUUGAACAGCUAAACAAACUCCUUGACUCAGAGAACUAUGAACGCCCACAAGAAAACAAUGAGAAAUUCGUCAUGGCUUUCUCCACAUCACUGGUAAUUCCCCACCGGCAGCCAGAUGAGGAGCACGGUGUGGUAAAAUCACAAACUCAACUUAACUUCCUCUCCUACGACUGUACUCUAUACCUCCCAUCAUUCUCUGUUAAUCUCUCGCAUCACGAGUGCGUCUGUUCAGUCGGAAUCUCAAGUCAGUCCUCCACUCCUUCGCGUGAGUUGCAUCUCUCGUCUGAUGCAUCUGUGCGACUGCGCUCUCUCGGCAGUACGAGUGUCGGCGUCCCGGGCGAUCGGAGUCAACACCCUCUCUACGAGUCCGCCGGCCCAGCGGCGCACUCUCCAACCGCUAUGCUCGGGGCGCAGGGUGACAUCGGAGGGCCUAAGCUGCCUCUCGCCCUCCUGCAGGAAGAUCUGGAGCGUCCGCCACAAGAGAUGCGUUCCCAGGCGCCUUCGCUCAGCCCAUCGCCAGGUGCUUGGCAGUCCAUAGAAGGUGCCCUGGAUGCUGCUCUUGAUGGCCUCAUAAAGGUGGUACAUCUGCGGAUUCUUCCUGAUCCGCAUGAGGUGUCUCUGGUAGACUCGGUGGGUCCCAGCUGUAAUGGGUCCUGGGGUGUAGCCUACUGCCUUGAGACGUGCACGGAGGAUGUCAAUAAAUAUAAACCUGCAAGAGUAGACAUCCCCCAUAAGUCUUACCAAAAUGGACGUUUGCUUUGUCUGUGGAGGUUGAAGCACCUCGGUGAUUUCCUGCUUUAUCAGACUCCUCGGACUACCAAAUUGACUGCCAGAACUACUAGUGGAGGGUGCUCCCUUGCCCACAAGCCCUUGGUGGGAUCGUGGAGUGCUAGGGACGGAUGUAUGGGACCUCUUUCCUUGGCGCUUUUACAAGGUUCACAGUCUGGCACUGGUCUGGCUUGGAAGUGUUGCGAGGGCGGUGGUAAUAAUGGGUCUGCUUCUAGGACUGUAUCAUUUUCUAUACCUAAUGAGUUGAGUGUGAUGCAGCCUUCCUGUGAGAGACACAUCCCAUUUCCUGAGAUGCAAAGGACGAGGCACGGCAGAAGGAUCUGCUGGCUUCAUUUAAGUUCUUCUCUAGGCACCUCUGCAAAGAGACUAUAUCACUGUCACUGUCGCUGUCAUGCUGGUAUUUUUGAAUGGUCUGCUUCAGCUUCUUCAAGAAAUCUGGACAGUGGAUUCUGGAUGGCCCACUGUCAUUUAGUUUUGGCUCCUGGGGAGUUGACUUCCAACCAUCUUCAUCCGUGUCUAUCUGGUGUUGCUCGAAGGAUCAGAAGUGUCAUGUCUGUCAGAGAUUUUCCUGGUUCACAGCAAAUAUGUUUUGAUAAUGAAAAAAAGAAGUCUGAAGACAGGAAAUUAGGUUCCAACUGCAAAAAGGAUUCCACGUAUAACAAAUAUUCUGUGAAUGAUUUGUUCAUGGAGGAAUCAUUUAGCACGAGAUAUAGUCAAUUUUUAAGAGACCUCGAGAACUACGAGCAACACCAGAUAGACACGGAUGAAGAUGGUUGGAAGUCAACUCCCCAGGAGCCAAAACUAAAUGACAGUGGGCCAUCCAGAAUCCACUGUCCAGAUUUCUUGAAGAAGCUGAAGCAGACCAUUCAAAAAUACCAGCAUGACAGCGACAGUGACAGUGAUAUAGUCUCUUUGCAGAGGUGCCUAGAGAAGAACUUAAAUGAAGCCAGCAGAUCCUUCUGCCGUGCCUCGUCCUUUGCAUCUUUCACGAGUGAAGACAGUCAGGAUUUGUCUUCUGAGCAGACUCUUAAUGAGCUUGACAUAGCCCAGCUUACAAUUGACCUAACAGAUAACCUAUCAUUCUUAACAGAUGACUUGUUUGAGGCUAUUUAUGUCCCACCUAACAAAUCAAUUAGUGUUUUGGAGAAGUCUCACAAUUUGACCUCAGGAAAUGGGAUAUGUCUCUCACAGGAAGGCUGCAUCACACUCAACUCAUUAGGUAUAGAAAAUGAUACAGUCCUAGAAGCAGACUGCGAUGACACUCUUACAGAUAGCGUGAUUAUUGUGGCAGAGAAGAACCAAAAUAAUCUCAGAGGUCAUGGAGAUUCAGUCGCUGGAAGAAAGCCCGAGAAGGACAUCAAAUGCAUUGAUGAGAAAUUGAAAGAAUACCCCAUUAUUACCACCGCCCCUCGCAACACUUCCAAGCCAGACCAGUGCCAGACUGUGAACCUUGUAAAAGCGCCAAGGAAAGAGGUCCCAUACCUUGAAAGGUGUGCAAGGGACAAGCCUCUAUUAAGAGACCCUACAUCCAAGCUCUUUGAUGGACUGACCAAGACUCUAACUCCAAAAGGCAAAAUUUCCGGCACAAACCCUCCUACCACCACUUUCUCCUCCCCUAAAAGAGUCGGUCAGCUCACAUCCGUCCCUAGCACUCCACGAUCCCACCAAGGGCUUGUGGGCAAGGGAGCACCCUCCACCAGUAGUUCCUGUCAGUCGUUCUUCAGCGUUGUGGAAGAGUUUCUCUACAAAGAUCCUGAGGCUGGUAUUGCACUUAUCGAAAGACGCUGCCCAUCGUCAUCUUCCAUCGCAAGCACUGGCAGUCAAUUUGGUAGUCUACCGAGGAGUCUGAUACAAAGCAGGAAAAUCACCGAGGUGCUUCAACCUCCACAAGACAAAGCAAACAUCCAUUUUGAAGAGAGCUUAAAUUCCAUUGGAACGGUGACAGAUAGCAUCAAGGCUCUAUCAGCUGAGACCCUCCGUGCACGUCUCAAGGCAGUAGGCUACACCCCAGGACCCAUUACAGCUGGGACCCACCGAGUCUACCAGAGACACCUCAUGCGGAUCAGGAAGAAUCCGCAGAUGCUGGAAGAGGAAAAUGCAGAUAGCGCAAAACCUUCCUAUCCACGUGAGCUGAAAAUGGCUCUGGAGGACCCGUCUUCUGUCGAUUGGAUCUCAUGGGGUUCCUUAGAAAGAGUCAUGAGCUCGCCCUUCUGUCAGCCAGACCCCAUGCGACACUGGAGGGAUGGGACCACCAAGUCCUGCUUCAAUUACCUGCUUUUGGACCCCAGGAUAACACAGGAUCUACCUCUGAGGGGACUGAUGAUGACAGAUGCGGAGAAGUUUCAAUGCUUCAUCUCUGCCAUCUUCUACAUCGGCAAAGGAUCGAGGGGCAGGCCUUACUACCACCUUUAUGAAGCCAUCAAGAGCCUGGAAAAUGGCAAAAAGAAAAAUAAGAAGAUCGAGCGAAUCCACGACAUAUGGUCUGAAGGCGUUGGCGUGAUCUCUUUGCACGUCUUCCAGAACACCAUUCCAGUUGAAGCUUGGACAAGAGAAGCGGCAAUGAUAACGGCCAUAGGUGAGAAAAUGGAGAAUAAAAAAGGAAGAAAAAGAAGGAAAUUAAGACAGAUAAGAGGAUGA
Molecule: messenger RNA, 4046 nt
Organism: Penaeus vannamei (Pacific white shrimp)
Lineage: Eukaryota; Metazoa; Arthropoda; Malacostraca; Decapoda; Penaeidae
Source: RefSeq, a predicted model, not a curated record